Molecule: messenger RNA, 819 nt
Organism: Ostreobium quekettii
Lineage: Eukaryota; Viridiplantae; Chlorophyta; Ulvophyceae; Bryopsidales; Ostreobiaceae
Source: the annotation of a GenBank genome assembly
AUGUGUCCUGCCCAUGGUGGCUCAAGUGCAGUACAUCCUGAGGAAUCUGUGCUUGCAGGCAGUGCCAAGGAUGACUGUGGGUUGCCCCUGGGCCUCACUCUGCAACCUUUUGCAAAGGUGCCCAGCUUGCAGCGGGGAAGGGAUAGCCUUCAGAAGGCGGCAUCCAUUCCCAGAUGCUCGGAUUGCUACUCGUACCUGAACUGCUACUGUCCGCUCGAUCAGUGGGGCUGGACAUGUGCCAUAUGUGGGAUUUAUAAUGCCCACUCUGAAACAGCCAAACGAAGAUAUGCAAAUAUUACCCAAGACAGGCUUCCAGAAGAACUGAAACUCAAUUUGCUUGAAGUGGAAUGUGAUGCACCUGUGGCGGAUGAUGAAGAUGAGGCCCCAUGGUCACCACAGGCAAACCUGCCCUCAGAGAGCUGCCCCAUCUACAUCAUGCUUGUGGACACUUGUUCUUCUGACGACUUCUUGGAAGAAAUCAAAAAUGCCCUGGCCACUGCACUAGAAGCUCUCCCACCCUAUGCACUUUUUGGCCUUCUGAGCUUUGAUGACAGGGUGAGCCUGUAUGAUGUGAAAGGUGCCGUUCCGUCACAAAAGAAGAUAGCUGUCCUGGACUCUGGCCCCUUGCUUUGUCCUCUUGGCGAUAUCAUUCCCCUCCAGCGUCUUCUUGCCCCAGUUGGUGACUGCAAGGAGUGUAUCCUCAAGGCGUUUGAAGGUUUGCGAGCAAAUGCACCUGGCAAGGUUCGUGUUCUCUACAUAGGACAACAACACGGAUCCAUCUAUCACUCCAAGGCGGCCUAUCGUGGGCUCACCUUAUGA